GGCGGGGGAGCAGGAGGAGCGGAGCGGGGCGAUGUGGCAGCGCUCGGUGUGCGUGGGCCUGCUGGCCCUGGCUCUGGGCUACCUGUGCGUGCUGGGCCCCGAGCUGCCCCCCGCGGCCCUGCGGCAGCUCUCGGCCUCGCUGCUGGGGACGCUGCGCCGCGCCCGCUCGCUGGAGGCGCGCACGGUGGCGGCCUGGCAGGCGGCCAUUGUCCGCCCCGCGCGCGGCUGGGCGCGCGUCGCCGUCGGCGUCAACGCCUGUGUGGACGUGGUCCUGUCCGGCGUGAAGCUGCUGGAGGCGCUGGGUCUGGAACCGAGAGAUGGGAAGAACCACGCGGUGCUGAGCUCCAGGCAGGACCUGGGGGAGGCCUUCACCCACUUCAUGGAGCGAGGGGCGGCUGCCGAGCGGUUCUUCAGCGACACCGCGGCGUUCCGGGACAUCGCGCGGACGGCCUCGGAGCACCCUGCGGCACAGCUCUACGUGGGAGGAAACGCUGCUCUCAUUGGGCAGAAGCUCGCGACAAAUCCAGACCUGAAGAUCCUCCUUUGUGGCCCAGUUGGCCCCAGACUCCACGAACUGCUCGAUGACAACGUGGUCGUGCCACCUGAAUCCAUGCAGGAAAGAGAUGAAUUCCAUCUUAUCUUGGAGUAUCAAGCAGGUGAGGAGUGGGGCAAGGUGAGAGCACCCACUGCCAACCGCUUCAUCUUCUCCCACGACCUGUCCAACGGCGCCCUCAACAUGCUGGAAGUGUUUGUGUCCAGCUUGGAUGAAUUCCAGCCAGACCUUGUGGUGCUUUCAGGACUUCACAUGAUGGAAGGGCAGAGCAAGGAGGCACGACAGAGACGGCUGAUGGAGGCUGUGGCCUCCAUCUCCGAUAUCCCUACUGACAUUCCCAUUCACCUGGAGCUGGCCAGUAUGACUGAUCAGGAUUUUAUGAGCAACAUUAUGCAUCAGCAGGUCUUUCCCCUGGUGAACUCCAUCGGGCUGAACGAGCAGGAGCUGCUGUUCCUCACCCAGGCUGCCUCCGGCCCCCACGCCUCCCUGGGCUCCUGGAGCGGGAUUCCCGACGUGGGGGUGGUCAGCGACAUCCUCUUCUGGAUCCUGAAGGAGCACGGGAAGGCAGCGGAGCGGGCGUCCGACCUCACGCGGAUCCACUUCCACACCCUGGCCUACCACAUCCUGGCCACCGUGGACGGGCACUGGGGCAACCAGGCGGCGGCGGUGGCGGCCGGGGCCAGGGCCGCCGGCACCCAGGCCUGCGCCACCGACACCAUCGACACCAGCAGGGUCCUGCUCAAGGCCCCCCGCGAGUUCCUCACCUCCCACACGGAGGCUCCCGCCAAGAUCUCCCUGAACCCGGACGAGCCCGUGGUGCACUGGCACAGGGAGGGCAUCUCGUUCCACUUCACCCCCGUGCUGGUGUGCAAGGACCCCGUGCGGACCGUGGGGCUGGGGGACGCCAUCUCCGCCGAGGGACUGCUCUACUCCGAGGCCUAUCCUCAGUAGGAAACCAGGAACUCCUCCUUCUCCAGUGCUGCACGGUGUCUGAGACCCGUGGGUUGGGAUUUGAGGCAGUGGUGGCAUAGGAACAGAAUCGGGGUGUGGUGUGUUUUCUGGGUGUAACUGAAAAAGAGCCAAAGAAUAAUUCCAGGUAUAAACUGUCGGCACAUUCCAGUCACUGGGCAGUGACUCGAACACUUCUCGUGCGGGUGCAGAUGUUUUAGUAUUUAAUGUGAAAAUUGGCUUUGUCCUGAGCAGGGGGAGAGGGAGGCAAAGACCAAAAUCCCUGGCUGGUGUAGGUUUGCUGCUUGUAGCUCAGAAUGGAUCUUGUCUGGUAGUGCUGGGAAGUGCAGCAGGAGAAUUCCCUGCCUGCGGAUCCCAGGGAGAGCACAGCAGUGCCCAGCCCUGCCUUGCCUCUGGUAAAUUCCAAAUAAAAGGCUUGUGGCUUAUCUCCUCCCAGCACACUGCAAACCUUCCCUUGCCUGGGGCGAUGAUGGAAUUUUUGCCUGGUGAAAUCCCCAGAGGGAGCCACGGUCUAGUGGUCCCAAAAUGUGAUGCAGAGUGUACCUACUGCAGGCUGUGCAGGUGAUGCUGGGUAACUGAGCCCCAGCAGCCUGUGCUUAGCUUUUGGGAAAGUGGGAGUGAAGACAAUCGGGGUUUUUAUUUGGGGGACAGCUCUACUUCCCUGCCAAGUGGCCCCCAAAGUGUUUGCUGUACACUAAAUACCUUCUCUGCUGACAGCAGGGGCUUCCAGCUGCUGUGUUACAGAAAUGCUCUCGAGUGCUGGAGACUCGAUUUUGGUUGUUUGAGAGUGGUUGUGCCAAAUUCUUCAGUCUUCCUGCUCUCCAUUCAGAAGGGUUAAUAUAUUAGGGAAGGUCCCUCUGGAAGCUCAGAAGCUGUAACAGCAUUUUCCAGGUCAGACUGAAGUGAGGAGGCCUUUUUAGGGUUUGAUGUUGGAGGUUUUUUGACUAGGUCACCAAGAGUUUCUUUGCUCUGGCCUUUGAAAUUAAAAAAGCAGAACCCUGU
Corapipo altera (White-ruffed manakin) is the source of this 2524-nucleotide messenger RNA. RefSeq names its product ADP dependent glucokinase (gene ADPGK). Lineage: Eukaryota; Metazoa; Chordata; Aves; Passeriformes; Pipridae. Gene Ontology annotation, biological process: glucose metabolic process. The record is from RefSeq and is a predicted model, not a curated record. Gene Ontology annotation, cellular component: endoplasmic reticulum. Gene Ontology annotation, molecular function: ADP-specific glucokinase activity. The transcript has 7 exons. Bases 32 to 1504 code for a protein of 490 amino acids.